Molecule: messenger RNA, 665 nt
Organism: Anarrhichthys ocellatus (wolf-eel)
Lineage: Eukaryota; Metazoa; Chordata; Actinopteri; Perciformes; Anarhichadidae
Gene: pfdn5
Product: prefoldin 5
Exons: 6
Coding region: 31-498 (155 amino acids)
Biological process (GO): RNA polymerase II core complex assembly; RNA polymerase I assembly; protein folding
Cellular component (GO): cytoplasm; prefoldin complex
Source: RefSeq, a predicted model, not a curated record
CUACAGGUCAGUUAGCAUCGCGCUUCCAACAUGGCGGUGAAUCUUGCAGACCUCUCCCUGCCUCAAUUAGAGGGACUGAAAACCCAACUAGAUCAGGAGAUCGAGUUCUUGACGUCUUCAAUAGGUCAACUCAAAGUUGUCCAGACGAAAUAUGUUGAAGCCAAAGAUAGUAUGAACGUCCUGAACAAAAACAACAAAGGAAAAGAGUUGCUCGUGCCACUCACCAGCUCUAUGUACGUCCCUGGAACGUUAAACGACGUGGAAAAUGUAUUCGUGGAUGUGGGGACAGGAUACUAUGUUGAAAAGAAUGUGGAAGACUCUAAGGCUUUCUUCAAACGUAAAAUAGAGUUCCUCACAAAGCAGAUCGAGAAAAUUCAGCCAGCGCUUCAGGAAAAACACGCCAUGAAACAAGCGGUGAUUGAAGUCAUGAACGUGAAGAUCCAGCAACUACAACAGACCCAGCAGGCAUCCCAAGUGGUUGGACCCACCAAGGCUUAAUGAGAGCACCUGUUUGAACUCUUCAUGAUGAUGGGGGGGUGGGUUAUGUUUGUGUGUGUAAACCAUGUCACCAGUAGGCUAUUGUCUUGGUAAAGAAAUCAUCUGUAUUUGGGCAAUUUAAUUGGGUGUCUGUUAAAUUUGCAUAAUUAAAGUGAUCACGGAACAUG